CUAUGUCAAAACGGGUACUGGGUCAUGAUCGGUGAUACAGGAUGUAGUGUGAGUCUUUGGUCCGUUGUAAGCAUGAGAGGUGAGCACCUUGGGUAAGUGUGGCUCAACACCGUUGCACAUUCAGCAGCCUUGUACUUUGGCAUACCCAACAAGCUCACUAAACUGCACUCCUGAUAGCAUGUUUGCCUCGUUUCUUGCACCAGGCAGAAAAGGACGUGUUCCAGGUCUGCUCCGAUGGUCAGAGAAAAGAAGGCAGAAAUGGGAAAGGGUAAGGAAAAAUAAAAACCUACCCGCCAACGAGUCACGGGUGUCACACAAAAGCUAUAAGGAUCACGACAUAAUCAUACGUUGCGUGACGAUGAGAAUCAAAGGAGAAAAGAGACAAAGCUGAUCGAAUCAACUGGAAGGGAGAGAGGGAGGCCUUCGAAUCAACCGGAUGCUCGGCGUGUUACCGUCACCUAGCAUGAGACUAGAGGGAGAAAUUCUACUUUGCCUUGGUUGCCUUGGUCCUACCCCCUUCUGUUUUCGGUCUUUGCCGUUGUAGCUGAGUCCCGUCUUUUUUCUUCUUUAUUGUUGCUUGGGUUGUCUCUUUCUCUCCUUUUUCUUUUACCACCAAGUAACUAGGUGGCCAUAGACUGUCGCUGCUUGCUACCUGCUCAACAAAAAGUCUGCCUUGGUGAACAACAUAAAACAAAGACAGCACAACACACCCGGACAAUCCAGAAGGAUUCGGCGAGACUUAUAUCAUGGCAUUCGGUGGUGGAGGUUUUGGCUAUUCAUUCAUUCCAUACGCGAGUUUAGGCAGACAAGGAAUGAGCCUGGGCGAGACCAUCGAGAAGCUCCACUACGCACACGAGCGAAACAUGCUGGGGGUCGGAGUGCGCAGCGCCUGCGGCGGCAUGUGCUGGCGACCCACGGCGCCGGCGACGUGCGGGAUCCCGGACGUGGUGCAUAUCUGCCCGCACGCGCGACAGCCCACCAUCGAGCGCGUCUACUGUGAGGGCGGUGGUGGUCAGCAAGGCGGAGGGAACAGCGGAGGCGGCAACAGCGGUGGCGGGCAGCAAGGGAGCGUGGUAAAUGUUUUUUCGGCGCCAGUGUCGCUCACGCAACAGCAGGGGCUGCCUUUCCUUCAACCCCAGACACAGCAGCAACAGCAGCAGCAGCAGCCUAUGUUGUUCGGUAUCCCGGUGUCGCUGGCGAACGAGCACAGUUCGGUUCCGUGUCCGACGGGGCAUGACAGCGGUGGCGUGGGUGUGGGGAUGGGGAUGGGGAUGGGAUUUGGAAGUAGGGGCCUGGGGAUGGGCAUGGGGUUCGGGAUGGGCACGGGGGGAUCGAGUGGCGGCGGGAACAAUAACAGCAGCAGCAACAGCAGCAACAACACGACUCCCCGCAAUGGAGUUUUUGUGUUCCCCGCAAAUAACAAUCAGAGCAGCGGCGAAGGGCAACUGUUCCAGGCAAUACCGGCCACCCAGUUAAGCAAUAUCAAUAACGGCGGAGUGGUUUAUCAGCUGCAACCGGUACAACGGCCGAGGGAGCCGACAUGGGUUCGGUUCGUCUGAAUUGGUAUCGAUUCUUAGCUUGAAUGAGUUCCUUGUUUUUUUAUCUUUAACCGGUUGUGUGGGUGGUGGUUACGUAUGUAUGUUACAUGUGCGAGCUGCUAAUGCUUGCGGUUUCGUAUUCUUGUGUUCUUCUUCUUCUUCUUCUUUUUAUUUUCUACCCUGGUUGUGUUUUAUUUUUAUUUUUAUCUUUGUUGUUAUUUUAGCUCGUUUCCCUCUUGUCCCUCUCGGUCUGUCUCUCACCUUGAUCAGUUGACUAGCAACGACUAGCAAGACUGGGCAGUCCACCUCAAGGUGUAUGCGUAUC
This is a messenger RNA of Pyricularia oryzae 70-15, 1863 nucleotides long. RefSeq lists its product as uncharacterized. The transcript has 3 exons. The coding region runs from base 747 to 1559 and encodes 270 amino acids. Lineage: Eukaryota; Fungi; Ascomycota; Sordariomycetes; Magnaporthales; Pyriculariaceae. The record is from RefSeq and is a predicted model, not a curated record.